AUGUCCAUCUCACGCAAGCGCGUGGGCUCGGUCAGUCAAAGAAACGACUCUCCACUGCCGCCGCUUGACAUCCAGUCCAUCCAAAUGCCUUGUAACCCGCAAAACGCACUCGCGCUCAAGACGGCGGCUUUGUCGUCGACAAAGUCGCUGUUCCAGAUGGCGUCCAGCCUGCGAAAGCGGCUGCGAAAUGUCGAGGACUUUGCGCCGUUCCUUGACCAGCCACCAUCUGCGCCCCAGCUCGACGUCGUGUCCCACAUGUGCCAUGUCUUCCGACUGGGAUCGUCCCUUUGCCACCUUUACAACAAGCUCAUCCCCACCUUUACGAACGAGCACUCUGGACUCUUCGCCGACCUGCCGGCACCUCCGGAUAUUCCGUAUGACAUGCCGAAUUUCAUGGAGGCGCCCGAAGGAGUGCGCAACUGGGCCAAGCGUCCGGCGAACGUCAAGGCGUGCAAGCGUUACAUUGCGACGUUCAUCAUGGCGAUGACUCAGCGUAAAGAGGAGGGGCGGUGGCACGGCGAGCUCUGGUCGCUCACGGAACUGUUCGGCAACACGGCAGGAGACGAUGAUGCGGCUUUCGAGUCUUACGACUCUGCCUCCCUGAUGAAGGUCUUCCUCACCGUCGAGGGCAUUCUGGACAACCUCCCGGAGAGCUCCAUCACCCCCACGACUCCUACAACACCAUUUGGUCUGGGCGGUGGAAGCCUCGCGGGCGGCAUUGCCCCCAUGACUAGCGUGCACUCUAGCACGCGGCAGUCCUUGGAUGGUGCCGGCACCGGGAACACCACGCCUCUGCUUGGCAACAUGACCCCCAACGGUGUUGUGAACCUUGAUGACGUGCCUGGUUCUGCCUCGGUCGUCACGUCCGAGGCUUCCGCGGUGUCCAACAAUGCUUACAAGUCUGUCGAAGAGCUUGUUCUUUCGGAGCGUUCGUACGUCCAGGAACUUGAGAUUCUGGAACGUUGCUCGGAUGAGAUCCGCAAGGCUGAGCUUAUUUCUGCCGACACUGUGUACUCUAUGUUCUCCAACCUUCGCCAGAUUCUCGACUUCCAGCGCAAGUUCCUGAUCAAGCUCGAGACCGAGUGGGAGUCGAUCGAGGAGGGCGGGCCCGGUGCUUGGAUGGACGGUCGAUGGGGACGACCAUUCGUCGAUAUGGAGAAGGAGUUCAAGUGUUACGGCCCUUACUGCGCUGGCUUCAUGGACGCCACCAAGGUCGUGAACGACUACAUGAUCAAUCUCAUGGCGGGCCAGCAGCUUCCCGAGGGACAGCGACCUUGUCUGCACCCCGAGCGUGAGCUGCAGGCUUUCAUGAUCAAGCCUGUCCAGCGUGUGCUCAAGUACCGACUGCUUCUUGAGGCCAUUCUGCACGCGACCGCCAAGCACGACUACCCGCACCGUGCCGAGCUCGAAGCCGGCCACGCCGCUGCUCUCCGCAUUGCUAAUGACAUCAACGAGACGACCGACCUCAAGGAACGUCAGGCGACUGUCCGCGAGCUCGUCGAGCGUGUCGAUGACUGGAAGGGACACGACUAUGAGCGCUUCGGCGACCUUCACCUCGACGCUCAGUUCACUGUCUCCAAGGCUGAUUCGCCGCGAGAGUACCACGUCUUCCUCUUUGCCAAGAUGAUGCUUUGCUGCAAGGAGGUCCAGGUCGACAAGAAGUCGAAGGGUGGCAAGAACGGCAACAUGCUCCGCAAGGACAAGACGAACAGCAAGCCCGUCAACGUCAAGCCGCGGCUGGCGCUUAAGGGUCGCAUUUUCGUCUCGAAUGUCACCGCCGCCCACCUCCUUCCCCCGACCGAGCCGUUUGGCAUCUCCCGCGUUCAGAUUGUCUGGACCGUUCCCUCUAAGACUGGUGAAGGUCCCGAGGACAUCGAGGACUCUUUCAUCAUGUCUGGAAAGUCCGAGGAGCAGAUGAAGAAGUGGGCCGAAAAGGUCAUGGAGCUCGCCAACGCCGCUCGCAGGGAGAAGAGCGCCCGCGAGCACGCUCGCACGGGCUCGCACUCGCAGCGAACAUCAGGCCCUUACUGGGCUCAGUCCUCCUUUGCGCCACCGACCCCUGCCGCGGAGCACUCGUCGUUCCCUCACGGAUCGGCGCUCAGCCCUACAUACGGCCCUGGCGAGCUUCCCGACGAGGAGGACCGUGGCCUGCCGCCAUCGUCCAACCUCAGCGGUCUCGGCAUGUACAACGUGCCCGGCGUUGGCCCCCAGGUCCCGACCAACAGGAGGGUCCAGAGCCAGCAGUCUCUGCCUUCGGUCGCCCAGGCCGAUGUCCGACAGAACCGCGCCAUGACUGAGGACCAGAGCGGACCGAACAUGGUCAUGUGGAAGAACAUGCAUACCGCGCCCCCUCUUCCUGCUCUGCCUCACAUUGGUUCUGCGCCGUCAUCUGCGGUGGGAUCCGAAGCCUCUUGGGGUCACGGUCCUCGACGACAAAUGACGGGCACCGAGGACAUGCACAUGCCCCCGGCCGCCUAUCAGCAGUAUAACCAGGGUCCUCGUGGCCCAGGGUCGCGGCAAAUGUCGCAGUCUGGUGGCCAGCCACCGCGAAAUCGGUCGGUGUCGUCCCCUAACGUGCAUCAGCAGGCACAGCUGCCUCCAAUGUCCGCUUCAGGGAGCAGCAGCAGCGGCUGGGGCGCGGCAUCCAACGGCAACGCGCCCUAUCCUUCUGGUUCCAAUUCGUCGUCCUCGACCGGAUUGGGAUCUACGCCCGGUGGAACGGCGUACUUUACGCGACGUGAGAGCAACGGCGAGCGCACGAGCCAGGAGUCGGAGACGACUGAGACUUCUGACUCUUCGAGCCAGAGCCCGCGAACGCCGUAUACGAACGCUACGCCCGGCGACCUCCGCGGCGCUACCCCUGUCUCUCGACAGAACAGCCAGGAGACCGGCGCGACCCCUUCCACUGUAUUGGUUAAAGUACGAUCUGGAGAGUCGAACUUUGUUAUCGGCAUUGCUUCAGACGUUCAGUAUCGCACGCUGUACGAAAAGGUCGUCAAGAAGUUGCGACUGUGCAGCGCCCGGCACGCCAACGCCGAUCUCGACCUUGUGGUCAAGAUCAAGUGGCUCGACUCUGAUGGCGACGAAGUCGUCAUCAAGACCGACAUGGAUGUUCAGACCAUGCUUGCAGAGGCUGGUACUGAGCAGAUCCAGCUGAUUGCGACGUGA
This is a messenger RNA of Trichosporon asahii var. asahii CBS 2479, 3168 nucleotides long. Its product is annotated as Cdc24. Gene Ontology annotation, molecular function: guanyl-nucleotide exchange factor activity; protein binding. The record is from RefSeq and is a predicted model, not a curated record. The coding region runs from base 1 to 3168 and encodes 1055 amino acids. Gene Ontology annotation, biological process: septin ring organization; establishment of cell polarity. Lineage: Eukaryota; Fungi; Basidiomycota; Tremellomycetes; Trichosporonales; Trichosporonaceae. The transcript is spliced from 3 exons. Gene Ontology annotation, cellular component: cytoplasm; nucleus; mating projection tip.